Molecule: messenger RNA, 798 nt
Organism: Dictyostelium purpureum
Lineage: Eukaryota; Evosea; Eumycetozoa; Dictyosteliales; Dictyosteliaceae
Exons: 2
Coding region: 1-798 (265 amino acids)
Source: RefSeq, a predicted model, not a curated record
AUGGAUAAUAAAAUAGGUAAAAAUGAAGUAGGCGAAAAAUCAUAUAUAUUCACUACUAAUGAUAUACCAUAUAGAAAUGAUAAUAUGAAUUUUAUUAUAAAACCGCAAUUGCAAGAAUUCUAUCAACAGCAAUAUAUGGCAGCACAACAAAAUUCACCACCACCCCAUCCUUAUGACCCACUCCCCACACAAAACCUCCCAAACAAUAGUGGUUUUAAACAACCCCUACAACAAAAUAAUACCUUUCAAACAACCCAACAACAACCACAUCAUUUAAUAAAUAUCUUGGACCCAUUCAUAAAGGAUAAAAUUACUUUAAAAAAAAGAAAAGAUGGUUUAUUUGCAAGUGAUACAGCUUUAGAGUCCGUUAUUCCUCCAAGCAUUAUUCCAGCUUCAAGGUUAUAUUGUAUUUUAGGUGAAAUUAACCAUUUUUACGAAAGAGAAUUUUUCAUUUAUGACAGAUUAAUUAUUUUCACUUCAGUAUUAAUGGUGUUUUCAUUAUUUAUAGCCGCUUUAUUUAUUAAUUCUGGUGAUGAUGGAUUAUCCCCACAAUUUUUGGUUCCAAUAAGUAUGACAAUGGUAUUCUUUAUAUUCUAUUGUGUUUCUGCAUUUUGUAGAUAUUAUUCAUGCCCUAAACAUAUGAACGAAUUUUGCAGUUCUUUAAGCAAUAGAUAUGGAAACCUUACAUUCAAAUAUUUUAAAGGUGAUUGGAAUCGUCAAGAAAAGAUUAAGAUUGAGUACCCAAGAAUUCAUAUCAAUCCAAUUGUUUAUGUAUAUGUUAAUGAAAAUAAUAAUUAA